Plasmodium reichenowi is the source of this 819-nucleotide messenger RNA. RefSeq lists its product as hypothetical. Lineage: Eukaryota; Apicomplexa; Aconoidasida; Haemosporida; Plasmodiidae. The transcript has 4 exons. The record is from RefSeq and is a predicted model, not a curated record. The annotation marks the transcript as partial.
AUGAUUGAUGAAGAGAAAAAGAUUAAAAUCGAAAUAAAUAAUAUUAACACCAUAAUAUUAGACAUAUUAUGUACAGAAGCCAUACGUAAAAUAAAAUUCAUCUUACACAUUCUAAAUGAACUUUUAAAAAAAAAAAAAAAUAUAUUACAUGUAUAUAUAACUAAUAAAAUCGAUCAUUUAUCAACACACAAGAAACAACGACAAAUAUUUCAAUCCUUACAAAAUAAAAUUGAAUUAUGUGAAAACGAAUCUCACUAUAAUUUAAUACAAAAACAAAUAGAUGAAUAUAUUAAUUCUUUAAGUGAAACCAAUGAAAUUUUAUGCCAGAAUUCUCCGACCGACAGGAACAUAAAAGAAAACCGAAAUAAAAUAAUUGAGGAUGGUAGUCUUCUUUUAAACAUUUUUAGAAAAAUGAAAAAGAAAAAAUUUUCUUCCAUACUUAAUGAAUUAGAAAAAUUUAAAGAUGAACAGAAUUUACUUAUCAACCUUAAUCAAAAUGUUUAUCAUAAAAAACAAAUCAUCAAUAUUUUAAAGGAGGAAAUAAAAGAACAAAUGGAAAACACGAAGAGGAAAAGAAUAAAUAUAGAAAACAAAAUAAAAGAAAUUGAAAAAAGAAAGAAAAUAUUUUUUGUAAAAUUCAUGCUUUAUUAUAUAUAUAAAAAAGAAUAUGUUCAUGCAAAUGUUGCACAUUAUAAUAGAAAUAUGGAAUUUAAAGAAAACGCUGUUACCAAGUCAAAAGAAAAUAUGGAAAGUGAGUUAAAGGCAUAUGAUGACAUUAAUGAUUUUAUUAAAUCCUUUCUAAAUAAAAGAAAUGAUAAC